UAGUUGUGAGAAGCAGGAGGCUGCAGCAGCAGCAGGGAUGACAGGCGGCAGCGGCCAGCACUAGUGUCAUACAUGUCCUAUCUGCAGCCGGAAAUCAUCACAAUAAAGCAAAUCUCUUCCUGCUGCCAAACUCUCCGGUGUCUGCCCUCUGCUGCCCCCGGACUGGCACGUAGAGGGGAGCCCAGGCGUGGAGGAGGGAUCCUCGUGUGGCUGUGGAGCUGAGGGCCGGGGCAGUGCGGCAGGAUCCGGCACUAUGACUCAGUCCCCGGGGCACACCGGCCUGCGUGGGGUGCAGAAUCUAAAAGCAGACCCUGAGGAAUUGUUCAGAAAGCUAGAAAAGAUUGGCAAAGGAUCCUUUGGAGAAGUCUUUAAAGGGAUUGACAAUAGGACUCAGAAAGUAAUAGCAAUAAAAAUUAUAGAUCUUGAAGAAGCAGAAGACGAAAUAGAAGAUAUCCAGCAAGAAAUUACAGUGCUAAGCCAGUGCGAUAGUCCAUAUGUGACAAAGUAUUAUGGGUCCUAUCUCAAGGAUACCAAAUUAUGGAUCAUUAUGGAAUAUCUUGGAGGAGGAUCGGCUUUGGAUCUGCUGGAACCCGGUCAAAUGGAUGAAACGCAAAUUGCCACAAUAUUAAGGGAAAUAUUAAAAGGACUUGAUUAUUUACAUUCGGAAAAGAAAAUUCACAGAGACAUUAAAGCGGCCAAUGUGUUAUUAUCGGAGCAUGGAGAGGUUAAAUUGGCAGAUUUUGGUGUAGCUGGUCAGCUAACUGAUACGCAGAUUAAGAGGAAUACUUUUGUUGGCACACCAUUCUGGAUGGCACCAGAGGUCAUAAAACAGUCGGCAUAUGAUUUCAAGGCUGAUAUCUGGUCGCUAGGCAUAACUGCUAUAGAGCUUGCUAAAGGGGAACCCCCUCAUUCUGAAUUACAUCCUAUGAAAGUGCUUUUCCACAUUCCCAAAAGCAACGCACCUACACUUGAAGGAAACUACAGCAAGCUCCUCAAAGAAUUUGUAGAAGCCUGCCUAAACAAAGAGCCCAGCUUUAGACCAACAGCAAAGGAACUUCUGAAGCACAAAUUUAUUGUACGUCAUGCCAAAAAGACCUCCUAUUUAACAGAUCUAAUUGAUAGGUACAAGCGGUGGAAGUUGGAGCAAGGUCAUGAGGAUUCCAGUUCGGAUUCAGAUGGGGAGGAUGAAGGUCAAGCUUCAGGUGGAACUGAUAAAGGCCCCUGGUACUUUACAAUGGAGGCGGCAGAUCUGAAGAAGAUGAAUAAUGGUGCAGCACAACUUGAGGAGUUGGAGGAAAAUGAGGCUAAAGACAUCCAAAAAAGACCGUUAUCUCAGUGCUUGUCAACAAUAAUGUCACCGUUAUUUGCGGAGUUAAAAGAGAGAAGCCAAGCCAAUGGUGGCAAUGUAGGAUCUAUCGAGGAACUACGAGAGGCAAUUUAUCUAGCAGAGGAGGCCUGUCCAGGCAUAUCAGACUCCAUGGUAUCACAGCUUCUUAUGCGACUUCAAAGAUAUUCUGUUAAUGGAGCAGACGCUUCAACACACUGAAGUUUUAUCUUCUGUAUAAGAUGGACAAACCUUAUAGUCUCUAUCAGUUUUUUCUAUGGAGUCACAGAAUGUGGAUGUAGCUCUAAUUAGCAGUGGCUCUACUGAACACCAACUAAAAGCUAUAGUUUUUAUGAUUUUAUUUUUUGUAAUCAUAGUGCAAAUAUGAGACAUGUAUAGCAAGGACUAUGAUAAAGCAGAUGAAAUAUUUUGAAUACUCAGGUAUCUCGCUCUUAGCAGGCAGCUCCUCUGGGAGGUGGUAUAAAAGCUGCACUGAAGUUUUGUGUACAGAGAUGUAUGUAUAUAGCAUCAUUUUUACAGAAACUCCUUGAGCAUGCCCAGAGCCUCUGAUGUUUGUGUUAUCAGGAGAGUGCUUCUGUAGAUAAUGUUACUGGAUGACUUAUUUAAAAGACCACACUUAUAUUUUACCCUAAUGUUACCUGUAUAUAGUAAAUGACAAGGCAGGUGAAGUGGUUUUCUACUUCUGUUACUUUUAGAGGUAAAAUGCUACAUGAAGCCAAUGUAAAAAAAAAAUACAGUAUUGCUAAUGUUUGCUGAAGCUUUGAAUGUACAUUUGCUAUAAAAAGACUAAAAAUG
Molecule: messenger RNA, 2140 nt
Organism: Bufo bufo (common toad)
Lineage: Eukaryota; Metazoa; Chordata; Amphibia; Anura; Bufonidae
Gene: STK24
Product: serine/threonine kinase 24
Exons: 11
Coding region: 254-1546 (430 amino acids)
Biological process (GO): protein phosphorylation
Molecular function (GO): ATP binding; protein kinase activity
Source: RefSeq, a predicted model, not a curated record